GGCACGAGAAGUUGCGAUUGCAGUCUACUUCCGAUAUAAAAUGUAGUGCAAACCUUAAUUUCGUUUGCUUCUCAUCCCCAUGACAUAUAUUUUGGAUCAAUUUUCUAGAGCUCAAAGUAAUUAUUUAUAUGUAUUAUAAUUCAAGCAACAAAAUAUAUUCUAAACUUAUUUUUCACAUGAAGAGUAUGAAUAUGACGUCAUGCACAUGAAUAUUCUUAUAUCCGGCAUUGUCAAGAGUGGUGUGAUAAAUUGAAAAGAAAGGAUUUCCAUUUACCAAAGACAAAAUGUCGUACAGAGACAGAAUGUUUGAUUCUUCUGGGCGAUCAGACAGAAAAGGAUUUGGAGGUAGUAGUGGUUUGCCAAAAGCCUUUGGUUCAUCAAAGUUUGGAGAUAGAGGAGGGCCUAGAAGUGGAGGAAGAGGUGGUGGAGGAGGUGGAAGAUUUGGAAUGGACCGAGGUGGAAUGCGUGGUGGUAAAAUGGGUAAAGGACAUCAACCAGGAGAAAAUCUACGCAAGCCAAGGUGGGAUAUGUCACGACUGCCAAAGUUCGAGAAGAAUUUCUACAUGGAACAUCCUGAUGUAUCCGGCAGAACACAGAUGGAUAUUGAUCAAUUUUACAAUGAACACAAAGUCACAGUCAAGGGAUUGAAUAUUCCGAAGCCAAUCUUUACAUUUGAAGAAGGUGGAUUCCCAGAGUAUGUGAUGUCAUCUAUUAGAAGACAGAACUGGACAUGUCCUACACCGAUCCAAACUGUCAGUUGGCCUGUUGCACUGUCAGGAAGGGAUUGUGUUGGCAUUGCCCAGACUGGCUCUGGUAAAACUGCAGGGUUUAUACUGCCAUCAAUAGUUCACAUUAAUCAUCAGCCACACUUGCAACCUCAUGAUGGACCAAUUGUUCUUGUACUGGUUCCAACGCGAGAACUUGCACAGCAAGUACAGGAAGUUGCCAAUGAGUUUGGUCACGCCUCCAGAAUUAGAAAUGUAUGUGUUUAUGGUGGUGCCCCUAAAGGACCACAGAUCAGGGAUUUAGAAAGAGGGGCAGAAAUCUGCAUAGCCACACCUGGUAGGCUUAUUGAUUUUUUGGAGGCAGGGAAGACAAAUCUUAGAAGAUGUACUUAUCUAGUGCUGGAUGAAGCUGACCGGAUGUUGGACAUGGGAUUUGAGCCCCAGAUCAGAAAAGUUGUGGAACAAAUUCGACCUGACAGACAAACCUUGAUGUGGAGUGCCACUUGGCCUAAAGAUGUCCGAAAGUUGGCAGAGGAUUUCCUGAAGGAUUACAUUCAACUCAACAUUGGGGCUCUUCAACUUAGUGCAAAUCACAAUAUUCUGCAAAUCAUUGAUGUUUGUGAUGAAAGUGAAAAGGAAUUCAAACUGACUAAACUAUUAGAAGAAAUCAUGCAAGAGAAAGAAAACAAGACACUUAUCUUCACAGAAACGAAAAGAAAAGCAGAUGAUAUCACCAGAAGAAUGAGAAGAGAUGGAUGGCCAAUGAUGUGUAUACAUGGAGACAAAUCUCAACAAGAGAGAGACUGGGUUUUAAAUGGUUUCCGUUCAGGACAGACACCAAUUUUGAUAGCCACUGAUGUUGCCUCUAGAGGAUUAGAUGUUGGAGACAUCAAAUUUGUCAUAAACUUUGACUACCCCUCCUCAUCGGAGGACUAUGUCCAUCGUAUUGGACGUACUGCCAGAGCAGGACAGACAGGAACUGCCUACACAUUCUUCACUCCAGACAAUACCAAACAAGCCAAUGAUCUCAUCUCUGUUCUUCAAGAAGCCAAGCAAGUGGUCAAUCCAAAACUUGUGUCACUCAGCCAGAAUGCCAGAUUUGGGGGAGGACGAAAAUCCAGAUUUGACGAUAGGAGAGACAAAUUUGGUGGAAGAGACUUUGGUCGAGGAGGUGGACGUGACAGGGGUGGAUCAGGGAGGGGUGGGAUGGGUUCUAGGGGAGGCUUUGGGGGUCGUGGGGGAAGUAGAGGGGGUACUGGGGGUUCACGUGGAAGUUCAUCGGGGUUCAACACAAGGUCAGGUGGCAGUCGAUUCUCGGAUAGAGGUAGCUCUGGUGGUGGCAGCAGAGGGUAUGGGGGAGGGUCCCAAAGUCAGGGCGGUGGGUAUGGGGGGAGUCAGAAUUACUCCCAAAAUGGCACAGCAUCAUCAGGUAGUUAUGGACAGCAAAAUGGAUAUGGAAAUCAGCAGAGAAGUAGCAGUAGCAGCACUGGAAAUGACUGGUCCAACCAAAUGGCCUACAUGUUUAAUAGUUGGAGUGGUCAACAGCAAUCUUCAGGACAGCCUCCACUUCCCACAGGAAAUCCACCUCCCCCACCCCCUAUGUAAUAUCAUUCAGGAUAUUUAGGAGUUGGAACUUUUAUGUAUUGAUAGGAAAAUGUUUUACUGUGAUCAUACAUACAAUGCAUAUGUUAUUUUUUCUCAUGUCGUUUUCAUUUUAUUUAUAUGUUUUAAAUUCACCAUUCAUACUUGAGAAAAAGACCAAUUUUAUAAAGAUAUCAUCAGAACAAAUAUAACAGUAGAAUUAGCCCAGUUAUUUGCUUUGGGUACUUCAUCAAGAAAUUCAGGAGUUUUCUGUUCUUUAUUGUUGUCAAUUGUCAUUAAGGGGAAAAAAAAUUAAAAUUGUGCCUAG
Messenger RNA from Ostrea edulis (European flat oyster), 2634 nucleotides. RefSeq lists its product as uncharacterized. The transcript has 13 exons. Bases 285 to 2330 code for a protein of 681 amino acids. Gene Ontology annotation, cellular component: nucleus; cytoplasm; ribonucleoprotein complex. Gene Ontology annotation, molecular function: RNA binding; ATP binding; RNA helicase activity. The record is from RefSeq and is a predicted model, not a curated record. NCBI's taxonomy places the organism in Eukaryota, Metazoa, Mollusca, Bivalvia, Ostreida, Ostreidae.